Morone saxatilis (striped sea-bass) is the source of this 2485-nucleotide messenger RNA. It is a transcript of the gene cldnd1b, whose product is annotated as claudin domain containing 1b. Gene Ontology annotation, cellular component: membrane. The transcript is spliced from 5 exons. The coding region runs from base 414 to 1163 and encodes 249 amino acids. NCBI's taxonomy places the organism in Eukaryota, Metazoa, Chordata, Actinopteri, Moronidae. The record is from RefSeq and is a predicted model, not a curated record.
CCCGAAGAAAAAGAAAAAGAAACAUAUACUAACGUAGAAGAAGAGGGCGGAGGCCUGCUGGUAAUUUCAGGAGCAAAAGAAAUAAAGCGAAUAUUUGGACGUUUUUGUCCAGCGAUGAGGCUGUGAACGCCUCUCUGUUUGGGACAGUGGGCUCUAAUGCAGCACAGUAGCGACCUGACUGACUGAAGUACAAUGUUGUGCUGCUCGGACUCAGUGACACUACCUGACCAUAGUUAACAGACAUGCCGUGGUGCCUUAACACCAAGCGGAAAUCUCAUUUUUAAGCAUACAACCCAGGCUUCCUCACCCAGUGAAAGCCAACCUGCAUUUGUAUUUUUAUACAACCUUUUAUUAUCUCUAUCAGAGGGAGGUUUUUUCCCUUGUAAACACGGACUGUAAAACGACCUAAGACCAUGGUAGACAACCGCUAUGCCACAGCUCUGGUCAUUGGCUCGGUGCUGAGCCUGCUGGCCACAGUGUAUCUGUCUGUGGCUGUGGGAACUCAGCACUGGUACCAGUACAGCUGUCCACCAGUCAGACAUGAGGGGAGCAACGCCUCGGAGCUCAGAGAGGAGUUCGUCAAUGGAGAGUUUGAUGAGAAGGCCUACAGCGACACCAUGUUCCGCCUGAAUGGCACUCUGGGACUGUGGUGGAGGUGCAUCCUGGUGCCCGGCCAGUCCCACUGGUUCAAAGAGCCAGAUCCAAAGAUGGAGACGCAGUGUGUGAGCUUCACUCUUCCUCAGCAGUUUAGUCCAAAGUACAGAUACCUGGGAAACCAUAACGAAGAAGACCUGCUGAGAACAUACUUGUGGAGGUGCCAGUUUCUUCUGCCCUUGGUGUCUCUGGCCUUGGUGUUCCUCAGCGGCCUUGUUGGGGUCUGCGCCUGCCUGUGCCGCAGCUUCACCCCCACCUUGGUUGUGGGAGUGCUCCAUCUACUUGCAGGUCUGUGCUCUCUGGGAACCGUCUGCUGUUUCCUGGCCGGGAUAGAUUUGCUCCACCGGUAUUCCUCACCACCAGACGGGGUGGAGGGGUCGCUGGGCUGGUCCCUCUACCUCGCCCUCAUCUCCUUCCCUCUGCAGAUGAUGGCAGCUGCUUUGUUCCUGUGGGCGGCCAGGAGUCACCGCAAAAACUACACCCGCAUGACUGCUUACAGAGUAGCUUAAAGAGAGAUUACUACAACAGCAUACCUUAAAACAGCCUACUGGUCUGAGGACUAUAAAAAAAAGUUUCUGGUUAAGACAGGAUGUACAUUAAGUGAAGUGACCAGAGGCUACUGGUUGUAACUUCUCACUUCCUUUGUAACAUUCUUUAACUAGAAAACACAAUAACAUGGCAUCACAGACCUAGAGGCAAGUAAACCAGUUUGCAGCUAAUCAUCAUAAGUGCUCAUAAAUAGGGGUUUAAUGCCUUUGCGUUACGUUAUUUCACCUUUAUUUUUUUUUCCCACAUCUCUAACCUGUAUCAUAAUAAGCAUGUUCUUUAAUGUAUGUUAACACCCUGAUAUUAUGGAUGAUUUGUUAUUUCUGGUGUUAACUGUGUUGGCGUGCAGUACUUAAAUGCCUUUUUUAUUUAGUUGCCAUUGCUUCUAAAGCUGCUCACCACAUUGCCCUUAAAUCAGUUCUAGAUUAUAAACUUGCACAAAUUUUAGAUCUGUAAUUAUCAAAGUCAGGGUAGGUCUCUCUAUAAGUGCAUGACAAAUAUAACAUAAGCCUUUUUAUUUUUUAAUUUAAUUAAAUGUUUUUGGUUUGGAUUUAUUUUUGUAUGAUCUUAAAUAUCGAGCCUUUGCUGUGCAUGCCUUUUAAGCUGACAUUUCCGUCAUCUGUGGUAAUUGUUGAUUUCAGUCUGUGGUAUGUGUUUAAUAAUGUCAGUAAAUGUCACACACUAAAAAUGUAACCACUCAUCUCCCAUUGUCACCCGUGUUUAUAGAUCUAAUAUUUAUUAAAGCAGUUAAUUUGAAUGUUAAAAAAACUGAAUUGAUUUGAUGCCACUCGAGCAAACCUGUGACCUCUUUGUAACAUUUAAAUUCAAAUGUUUCAGCCCCAAAAUAUACUACUUCCAUUUUACAUUUGUUACAGUGAAGUUUCACUGUAAUCCUGGUUGCAGUCAGUAUUCUGUUUCUUUAGAGCUCGGUUUUAUCAACCAGCUGGCUGGUUUGACAGCUAAAUAUUGGUUUUUGCUUCAAAUAAAGCCUUUUAAAUGUCUGUUGGUGAUACUCCACAGUUUUGAGCAACAGUUGAAUUUGCUAAAUCUCCCCUUGACAGUGGAAAUCCUCAUAAGUCUUUCUUUACACUUAACAUUUGUGUGUAAAGUGAAUACAUUUUUUUUCUGUGUUUCAAAUUCCAAAAUUGCUAAUUUGAAAAAUUGUGAUGUUUUUGUGUCACAAUGUUUUGUUACUCGUCUGAAGUGUAUACACUCUGUCUUUUGUAAAUGUUUUUAUGUGUUCUGAAGCACACUGUUCCUGUAAUAAUAAAUUUGCCAUUCUGUA